GCAAAGUUUUUGUUUGCCUCUUCAUUCAAGAAGACAGCUUGAGAGGGGGUGCAACUGAGUCAGAGUCAUGGUUCUCAAUGUGUCAAUCUUGUGAAUAAGAGGGGAACACUGGUGGCACCAAGGGAGUGGUUGGAGCAGCCAGCACCUCACACAGAUGCUACUGACAAAGGAACAACUCUCCUGCUCAGCGACUGCGUGUCCAACAAGGAGGUGAUGACGUAUUGACAACGUGCAUAACAUGUAACCAAUACUGACGAGUUAGCAUAUAUCUAACAUUUUUGUUUCAUUUUUUUAAAUCAUUCAAAACCAGUGUGAAAAUCAACCCGAGGCACUUUUCAUAGAGCGAACUGCGGCAAAUGAAGUGGAUAGGAUCCAAACCUUUGAUGUGUUCUUUUGAAUGACAACACCUUCUUUGAGCACGACGGAGACACACAAAACACAAUUUUUCUUGACCUCAUUUGCAAUUUGCAAGAUGGUUUGGUUGUUUCACUAGCUUUCAUUCAUCGUGUCAAGCAAGAGGCCGUCGGGGCAAAUGACAUGUGACAUGUCAGUACAAUGCGCCAGUGAACGCUUUGCGUGCUCCCCGUGAUUGAUACUGUUUCUUCUCGAGGCCUGUGGCAGGAACGGGUAGUUGGUAGCUGGUACAGUGAAGCAGGAUGGCUGAGCGCUAUGCGAUCUCCAAGGUGAAUGUGCCAGAGGGCGCAGCUGUGCCGGAGCUUGUCAAGAUGAAAAUGGAGAAAGAAGAGAAGCUGGCGGAGGAAAAGAAGCAAGCACUGGCUGCGAAGCAAAAGGCUAGAGAGGAAGAGCGUGCCAAGCUGAAGGAGCGAACGGUGGCCUAUGAGAAGGAGUACGCAGACACAGCUGCUGAGCUUGUGAAGCUCCGGCGUGAAGCCAAGCUGAACGGCAACUUCUUCGUGGAGCCAGAGGCAAAACUUAUUUUUGUGGUGCGCAUUGCGGGUAUCAUGAAGAUGAGCCCAAAGCCAAGGAAAGUGCUGCAGCUGCUGAGACUCAAGCAGUUGCACAAUGGCGUGUUUCUCAAGGUCAACAAGCCAAUCUUGAACAUGCUCAAACUCGUGCAGCCUUAUGUCACCUAUGGCUAUCCCUCCUUGAAGACAGUCAGGGAGUUGAUCUACAAGCGUGGCUUUGGCAAAGUCAGCAAGCAGCGCAUUCCACUGUCCUCCAAUGACAUCAUCUCUGAUGCCCUGGGCAAGCACGGCAUUCAUGGCAUGGAGGACAUCAUCCACGAAAUUUACACAGUGGGCCCCAACUUCAAACAGGUCUCCAAUUUCUUGUGGCCCUUUAAGCUCUCCUCUCCCAAGGGCGGCUUUGUCAACAAACGCCAUGGCUAUUGUGAAGCUCGUGGUGGUGAUUGGGGGAAUCGCGAGGAGCUCAUCAAUGAGCUCUUGGGGCGUAUGAACUGAGCCGAAGAACUGGGACCAGCUGCCAUCGAAACAAAA
This is a messenger RNA of Durusdinium trenchii, 1457 nucleotides long. NCBI's taxonomy places the organism in Eukaryota, Dinophyceae, Suessiales, Symbiodiniaceae. The record is from the annotation of a GenBank genome assembly.